This is a messenger RNA of Elaeis guineensis (African oil palm), 1487 nucleotides long. Its product is annotated as heat stress transcription factor B-2b. Gene Ontology annotation, molecular function: RNA polymerase II cis-regulatory region sequence-specific DNA binding; DNA-binding transcription factor activity. Gene Ontology annotation, cellular component: nucleus. Lineage: Eukaryota; Viridiplantae; Streptophyta; Magnoliopsida; Arecales; Arecaceae. The record is from RefSeq and is a predicted model, not a curated record. Gene Ontology annotation, biological process: regulation of transcription by RNA polymerase II.
GAACGUUUAAAAGUCCCCACUCCCUCCUCCAUCCCUCUCCGAACCGAAGUCGCCCUCCCGGCCGUCCUUCGGUCUCGAGAUCUGUUUAGAAUUUUCUCGAUCGGUGGCGUUGGAGGAUUCGCCGGCGGGGAUGGCACCACCGAUGGCCCCGGCGGGGGAUCAGGCCGGCGAACAGCCGCCGCCGCUGCCGGCGGAGGGUAGCCAGCGGUCGAUCCCCACGCCGUUCCUCACCAAGACCUAUCAGCUCGUCGACGACCCCGCCGUCGACGACAUCAUCUCCUGGAACGACGACGGAUCCACCUUCAUCGUCUGGCACCCCGCCGACUUCGCCCGCGACCUCCUCCCUAAAUACUUCAAGCACAACAACUUCUCCAGCUUCGUCCGCCAGCUCAACACCUACGGAUUUCGUAAGAUCGUGCCGGAUCGGUGGGAGUUCGCCAACGACUGCUUCCGGCGGGGCGAGAAGCAGCUUCUUCGCGAUAUCCACCGCCGCAAGAUCAUCCCCCAGGCGGCGCCGGCGCCGACGCCGGUGCCGGUCGCAACGUCUAUCGCUGUAGCCAUGCUGGCUAACCAGGCCGGUUCGCCGACGAACUCGGGGGAAGAGCAGGUAUUAUCAUCCAACUCCUCCCCCGGGGCACCGCCACCGUCCGGCAGCGCGGCAGAGCUGAGGGACGAGAACGAGAGAUUAAGGAAGGAGAACUCACGGCUCUCCCGCGAGCUCUCGCAAAUGAAGAGCCUCUGCGAUAAUAUUCUCCUCCUCAUAUCGAAGUAUGCUUCCAGCCAGCAGCAGGGCGGCGGGGAAGGAGGAGAGGGCGAGGCGGCGGCGGCGGUAGAGGUGGCGUCGCCGGUUCUGGAGCUGAUGCCGGCGGCGGGGCGGGCGGCGGAGGAAGGGGAGGAGGAGCGGUUGAAGGCGGAGGAGGUGACAACCUCGCCGUCGCGGGCGGGGCCGUGUGCCAGGCUGUUCGGGGUGUCGAUCGGGGUGAAGCGGGUCCGUGGGGAGGACGACGGCGAGGAUCAGCCGCAGAGGGUGUCGGCGCCUGGGGUGAAACCGGAGCCGUUGGAUCCGGGAUUGGAUCUGGAUCGGCAGUCGUGGAUCCUCCGCGGCGCGCUGCUGGCUCAUCGGGCGUGUAAAGGAUCGGAUCGCGUCGCCGGAGAACGAGAGAGCUCACGUGCGCUAGCGGAACUGUCACGUGACCAACCACUCUAGUAGAUCAGAAGGGUAGAAACUAGAAAUUAUUUUAUCGGAUGUCUCGAAAAGACAGAAACUAGAAAUUAUUAGAAUUAGAUUUCCUUCUCUCUUUCUUUAUGUAAUAUAAAGUACAUUAAUUUAUUUAAUUUUUCUUGCUGGAAGUGCACCUCCAUGAAGAAGUGGAAAAGAACGCGGCAAGUGGUUUCCUUCUAGAGUUCGGUACUGACAUGGUCUAAAUGUGACGGAAAGGCUUGUGGCCGUUCUCCUCUUUCUUAAUCUAAUAUUGAAGUUUUUUUUU